Messenger RNA from Rhododendron vialii, 3259 nucleotides. RefSeq lists its product as uncharacterized. The transcript is spliced from 2 exons. Lineage: Eukaryota; Viridiplantae; Streptophyta; Magnoliopsida; Ericales; Ericaceae. Bases 2259 to 2741 code for a protein of 160 amino acids. The record is from RefSeq and is a predicted model, not a curated record.
UUGCUUUGUCCGUAUUUUCCUUGACAGAUUUGAAGCCUUGCAACUUGUCCUCCAAACCUUUCGUUGUUCAAAGAUGGCAAUCUUCGCAGACACGAUCCUUCAUGGCCAAGCACUACUUUCCAUUGCUGAGGGUCAAAACGCAUCUGACGAAGUACUACUUCUUCCGGUCUUUGAUACUGUCAUUGGUUCACCUUUUUCAUGCCAACCUGCAGUUGCUGACUUUGCCCAUCCGACACAAUGGUUCAUUGACACUACGACGGACUUGCAUGAUCUCACCAGCUCUGCCACCAUUCCUUCCUCCAGGGCACUCUUGUUGCGGUCAUCACUCCAUUCCAAAGAUGAUGCCACAGAACACUUUACCUUGCUGGGUGAUCAAAUCAAUGACGGAAAAGCCGCUUGGACAGCUCCUCUUGCCAGCUUUGGCCAAUUUUCAUUCAUCAAUCAAUAUUGGAAGUGGGCAGAACAUGUACUUGGGCGAUCUUCAGAAAUACUUUUUCAGGCAAGGAUCUAUGGUGCCGUCUAUGCUUCUCUUUUCACAUAUGACCAUGAUGCAAACCUCAUUCAAUCAUUCUGCGAGCAUUGGUGUCCUUCCACAAACACACUUCAUACACCAGCAGGAGAGCUAUCAAUCUCCCUUUGGGAUCUAUUUUAUAUUGGUGGUCUGCCGAUCUAUGGAAAAUUUUACGACGAAGUCAUCCCGCCGGCAUGCGAUCUGACAAGCAUCGACGAAAACAACAUGUACCUCCUUCCACCUAGUUGCAGGCACCUCUUUGCAGCGUACCACAGACUUUUUCAUAUUUCAAAAACUCACCAUAUCACCGCCCGUGACUGGAUCCAUUUCUGGUGUAGGCUAAAAAGCAAAUAUUCAUAUCUUUCUCCUAAUGAUCAGAGCGAGGGAGCAAGCAGGCCAACUGGACACACUAGCAUGCCACCAGAGUGCACAAAGGAUGAAGAAGGAGCAUUCAACGAGCUAGGCAUCAAAGCAUGUUUAAGGGAAGAAGUCUAUUUAGCAGCCUUCCUGUCGUGCUGGCUGUCCGUAUUUGUCCUACCCAAUGGAAAAGCGAACCAAAUUCGUCCUACCGUCUUCAAAGUUGCAAGCAUGAUGGCGCGCGGAUCUACAUUUUCUUUGGCGGUGCCCGUUCUAGAGAGCAUAUACCAUGGCUUGAGACAAAUUUCAUCAUCUCCUACUCCAAGUCAGUGCCAUGCGAUCCUUCCCAUGCAUUAUAUCUACAGAUGGCUUGGCAACUACUUCGACACAUACCUUCCAUCCUCACUCUCAACCGGGAGUUAGAAUGGUCCGACUAGCCGGCGAGAAGAAUGCCAAACAUUUCACAACAAUUGCAACCCACGAACUCCUCAGAAGCAUUGAUCCUUCGCGAUUAUCAUCCUUGGCCAUGUCUAACAAGGACGAGCGGUUAGUGGUAGAUGACGGAAAGCAAUCCCACUUCUGGACAACCUACACCAUCAGUCUUCGUUCAAGCUACCUGACUUUUAGUUGCGAUAUGCAGUAUAUCGUUGAGUCUUACAGCCCCCAUCGAUCCUCACAACAAUUCAACUUUUACCAAGAUGUGCCCGAAAAAUUGGUGGAAGAAGCACGUCCCCUUAACCUACCCGAUGUUGUAGGACUUUGGCAAUCCUGCACAAAGCUUAGUACUAAGACAAAACUGAAAAUUCCUGUCUCCUCGCACAAAGGCCUUACCACAAAGCGAUAUCAAGAGUGGUGGACAAAGCAUGCAAGUGAUUUUGUUAAAAGAGACAUUGAGCCUGCCGAAAAGCAAGAGAAACCCAAGACUCCAGUCAGAAUUCGCCUAACCAAGGGCAAGGGAGCAGUUACACCUAUUGAGAAUGCCCACGAAGUUGAAGGCACUAACGCAAUAGCAAGCAAAGCCAAAGCAAGCAAAGCUAAACCAAGCAAGGCCAAACCAGCAGUUCUACCUACUAUUGGUAACGAGGAAGUUGACGGCACUAAUGCAACAUUAGGCCAAGCCAAAGCAAGCAAAGCUAGACCAAGCAGGGCCAAACCGAAAGUUCCACUUGUUGUCAACACCCAUGAAGUUGAUGGCGCCAAUGCAAUAUGAGGCAAAGCCAACGCAAGCAAAGCUAGACCAAGCAGGGCCAAACCGAAAGUUCCACUUGUUAGUACCCAUGAAGUUGAUGGCGCCAAUGCAACAUCAAGCAAAGCCAAAGCAGGCAAGGAUAGACCAAGUAAGGCCAAACCAAACAAAGGAAAGGAUCUACCCAAAGAUGCAUCCAAAGAAAUGGAGAGAUCAACUCUCAAGCCUAAACCUCUCUUGAAGAUUUCUGCUCCAAAAAUUCCAUCCGUGAUUGUCAAAAAUCCAACCACCGAAAAUAAAGACAAGAAAAGAAGCCUUGAGAUUUGUGAUGGGGACAACAACUCUAGUCAAGGUGAUCGUCACUGGAAUCGCCCCAAGAAGCAGAAAAACAUAGCCCAAGUCGCACCCUUGGAGGAUAUCCACAUUGACACAGACGGUUUUUUCCAAGAUGUGCCUGAUAGCAGCACGCCUUUGGAGGAUUUAGAAGCACAUUUGGGAGUCAACAACUUGAAUCUUGGUGAUGAACUAUACUCUCAAAGCAGUGGAGGUUCUAUAGAUGGUCCAGAUUCCUUUGGAUUGCUUUCUCGUAAGGGAAGAUCUGUCAAAGAAGCAUCACGUCAAAUUACUCAUGAGAAGGCUUCUAUUGACAUGCCCAAAGUGCCAAUAACAGAACCAAGACAAUUUUGAGUGAGACCUUCUGGUCCCACGUUAUCCGAUGUUAGUGUCUUUCAAGGGAUAGAUGUGAUUGCUAAAAGUCGGCGCAAGUAUGUCUCAAGGUUGUGGUCCCAACUUUCCCAUAAGAUCCAGAAAAUCAGCUUGGAUCAUGUCGACGAUAUUGAAGAUGAGGCUGAGAAGGUCCUUGAAGAAAUGAGAAACAUGAAAGUAAUGGACAUUUCUCCGUUGCAGCGCAACCUUAAAAGCUUCUUUGAUAAUAUUCGGGCAUACAAAAACCGCUCCACUUCUAUCAAAUCAUGUGCAAGUCAACUGGUAGAUAUUUCUCAAACUCUUUCUCAUGCCAAAAUCAGAGAAAAUGAGGUAAUUAAAGAAUCUGAACUUCGUCAACAAGAAUUUGAAGCCCUUGAAGUUGACAAGGCUAAGUUGAAAAGAGAAUUGGAAGGCAUAGAUACCAAGCUGAAGGCCAAGAAGCAGUGGUUGUUGCAAAUGAAGGAGAAUUAUCUGAGGUGCAACUUGAGAUCUCUAACCUU